This is a messenger RNA of Geodia barretti, 373 nucleotides long. The record is from the annotation of a GenBank genome assembly. Lineage: Eukaryota; Metazoa; Porifera; Demospongiae; Tetractinellida; Geodiidae.
UGCCAUGGAACCUACAAGUGUCAGUGCUACCUACAAGACCCCCACCAGUAUCUCACUAGAGUGGACAUUUGCCAGGGCACCCAUCUAUGACUAUAGCUAUGUGGUCUACUAUGAGUCUGGAGGAGAGAGUCACAGUGUGUCCUUCACUGACAGUGGGAGAUCCAGAGACAAUAGUCAUCUACUGACUGGUCUUCCAGUUGGAGGGAUCCACACUAUCUCUCUAGUGGCUCUGGUAGACCUUCCCAGUCCUGUGGUUGGACCUGUCACUCCUGUGUCAGCAGAGUCUCCAGAGGUGGUGGUGUCAGGAGAAGGGUCAGGAGUGGUGGGGACCUCAUACACACUGACAUGUAGAGUCAGUCUACCCAGUGGAGUG